AUGAGUCAACAGAAAUUACAAUCUAACCCUCGUGGUAUUCCUGCUUCUCCAUUUGUGGAACGCGUUGAAGACUAUGUCUCCGCAGAGGAACCAGUUGAGGUUGUCUUGAAAAAGUUUCAAGAAGCCAUCAGUAAAUACAAAUUUAUGGAAAUCAAUUUAUUACAACGAAGAAAAGUAUUAGAAGAAAAGAUACCAGAGAUUGAAAAGACGAUUGCCAUGGUUGACUUGCUAACAGAGAAAAAAGACAAUCAGGAACCUUUAUACACAGAUUUUGAACUGAACGACACACUUUAUGCCAAAGCAAAGAUUGAGCCUUCUGACUCUGUUUAUCUUUGGCUAGGUGCUAAUGUCAUGUUGGAAUAUACUUGUGAGGAAGCCAAAGAAUUAUUGACCUCAAAGCUAGAAACAGCUAAAACCUCUAGAAAGAAUACCUUGGAAGACUUGGAAUUUUUACGAAGCCAAAUUACAACAAUGGAAGUGAAUACUGCUCGUGUAUACAACUGGGACGUCAAACAACGAAGACUCUUACGAGAACAACAAAAACAGGAAACCUCUGCUUAA
Rhizopus microsporus ATCC 52813 is the source of this 561-nucleotide messenger RNA. RefSeq names its product Prefoldin, subunit 3. Bases 1 to 561 code for a protein of 186 amino acids. Gene Ontology annotation, cellular component: cytoplasm; prefoldin complex. Gene Ontology annotation, biological process: protein folding; tubulin complex assembly; microtubule-based process. NCBI's taxonomy places the organism in Eukaryota, Fungi, Mucoromycota, Mucoromycetes, Mucorales, Rhizopodaceae. Gene Ontology annotation, molecular function: tubulin binding. The record is from RefSeq and is a predicted model, not a curated record. The transcript has 4 exons.